Messenger RNA from Gracilinanus agilis (Agile Gracile Mouse Opossum), 5483 nucleotides. It is a transcript of the gene LDB3, whose product is annotated as LIM domain binding 3. Bases 94 to 2268 code for a protein of 724 amino acids. The record is from RefSeq and is a predicted model, not a curated record. Gene Ontology annotation, molecular function: muscle alpha-actinin binding; actin binding. Gene Ontology annotation, cellular component: adherens junction; stress fiber; Z disc. The transcript is spliced from 14 exons. Gene Ontology annotation, biological process: actin cytoskeleton organization; muscle structure development; heart development. NCBI's taxonomy places the organism in Eukaryota, Metazoa, Chordata, Mammalia, Didelphimorphia, Didelphidae.
UCCAGCUGGGCUGUGCAGGCAAGGCAGACUGGGUGGUUUCCCUGCUGGGGUGGAGAGGGCGAGGCUAAGGGCGGCCAGUGCACCAAUCCUGGGAUGGCUUACAGCGUGACCCUCACAGGCCCAGGACCCUGGGGCUUCCGUCUCCAGGGGGGCAAGGACUUCAACAUGCCACUCACCAUCUCUCGGAUCACCCCCGGCAGCAAGGCAGCCCAGUCUCAGCUCGCACAAGGGGACCUUGUGGUAGCCAUUGAUGGCGUGAACACGGACACCAUGACCCACCUGGAAGCCCAGAACAAGAUCAAGUCAGCCAGCUACAAUCUGAGCCUCACUCUGCAGAAGUCAAAGCGCCCCAUUUCCAUCUCUACCUCAGCUCCUCGGAUUGAGUCUCCAAUGCCUGUGAUUCCCCAUCAGAAGGACUCUGCUUCGGAGAUGAAUGGCAACUUGACAGCUUUAAGCUCUAUCCCCAGCCCCAAGGGGGGGCCCCCCACCCCAGGGGUGACCAAUGGAACAGGCGUAGGGACUCUCAGCGUCCAGGAGGUCAGCCAGAGCCUUAGCUCCUCCUCCCAGGCCACCAUCAUCUCCUCCCACAUGGUGACCUCAGAGCCUUCGCCUCCGAGAGGGAACAAAGGCUUGAAGGCGAAUCCAGAGGCGACCUCUGACAGUCUGAGCCCCAAAGUGCAAGUGGGCUCUGGGCAGCAAAGACAGUAUAACAACCCCAUUGGCCUGUACUCAGCAGAAACCCUGAGGGAGAUGGCUGAGAUGUACCAACUCAGCCAAAGAGGGAAGGCUCCUGGUACAGCGCCUCCAAGAGGCGCGGAGUACCAGGAACGCUUCAAUCCCAGCGCCCUGAAGGACUCUGCCCUGUCCACCCACAAGCCCAUCGAGGUGAAGGGGCUCGGGGGCAAGGCCACCAUCAUCCAUGCCCAGUACAACACGCCCAUCAGCAUGUACUCGCAGGAUGCCAUCAUGGAUGCCAUUGCGGGCCAGGCCCAAGCCCAGGGCAGCGACUUCAGCGGUAACAUCCCCGUUAAAGACCUUGCAGUAGACAGUGCUUCCCCCGUGUAUCAGGCUGUGAUUAAAAACCAGAACAAGCCUGAAGAUGAAGUGGAUGAGUGGGCCCGCCGGUCCUCCAACCUGCAGUCCCGCUCCUUCCGAAUCCUGGCGCAGAUGACCGGGACGGAAUACAUGCAAGACCCUGAUGAAGAGGCCCUGAGAAGAUCAAGGAUCCUCGGUUCUUCCUAUUCCCCGGCAGCUUCGGCACCCCACGCUCCUGCCACCUAUAAUGAAGCUCCUGCCACGGCUCCUAAGCCCCGGGUGGUCACCACGGCCAGCAUCAGACCUUCAGUCUACCAGUCAGUACCUGCAAGCAGCUAUAGCCCAGCUCCAGGAGCAACCUACAGCCCAGCCCCUGCCUACACCCCAUCCCCGGCCCCUGCCUACACCCCAUCCCCAGCUCCUUCCUAUAACCCUUCCCCAUACAGCCCAGCUCCAUCAGCAACCUACAGCUCUGGCCCAGCGGAGCCAGCCAGCCGCCCGCCGUGGGUGACUGAUGACAACUUCUCUCAAAAGUUCGCCCCUGGGAAGACCACCACCUCGAUCAGCAAGCAGGUCCUUCCCCGGGGUGCCCCGGGCCCAUCGCCGGGCUAUACUCCUGCCGGCACCCAGGUACCCACACUAGCCCGAGGCACCAUCCAGAGGGCUGAGCGCUUUCCAGCCAGCAACCGGACUCCUCACUGCGGACACUGUAACAGCAUCAUCCGGGGCCCCUUCCUGGUUGCUAUGGGUCGCUCCUGGCACCCAGAAGAGUUCAAUUGUGCCUACUGCAAGACCUCUCUGGCUGACGUGUGCUUUGUGGAGGAGCAGAAUAACGUGUACUGUGAGCGCUGCUAUGAGCAGUUCUUUGCCCCACUGUGUGCCAAGUGCAACACCAAGAUCAUGGGGGAAGUGAUGCAUGCUCUGAGGCAGACUUGGCAUACCACUUGCUUUGUCUGUGCAGCCUGUAGGAAGCCUUUUGGUAAUAGCCUUUUCCACAUGGAGGAUGGAGAGCCCUACUGUGAGAAAGAUUACAUCAAUUUGUUUAGCACCAAGUGUCAUGGCUGCGACUUCCCUGUGGAAGCUGGAGACAAGUUCAUCGAGGCCCUGGGACAUACUUGGCACGACACUUGCUUCAUCUGUGCUGUCUGCCAUGUGAAUUUGGAGGGGCAGCCUUUCUACUCCAAGAAAGAUAAACCACUAUGCAAGAAACACGCUCAUGCUAUCAAUGUUUAAAAGAAGCUAGCAGCCCCUGGCAUCAGAGGAAAACUCGAUGGCCAACCCUGUUAACUACAAAAAAGGAUAAAUCACGAUGGAAAACUUUUCUUUCUGUGGGGGAGGGAGAGGAGCUAGGAAGCCCCUGAGAUCUUUUGAAGUACAAUUUUAGCCCUUUUUAUGUACACAGAACAUGCAUUUGCCUCGCUCUGACCAGAAGCCAGCCCAAGUCUCUCCCGAGAGGAGCUGGUAAUUAAUCCAAGACUGGAAUGGUACUUCAAAAGCUGAGAACACAAUCCUGAGCACUCCAGAGUAUGAAACUAAAAGCAACUUUUCCUAAGAAAUACAAAUAUACUCUUCGAUAAGCUCAGCAUCAUCAGAGCUCUGGCCAUUUCUUGGCUGGCAUUUAUCAAGAGCCCGGCGUCCUUUCGAAGAGCCCUUUAGUCUGUAGCUACAGCUGGCAGAAAGAAAAACAAAAAGUCAGAUGCCAAAAAAAAAGUUCUAGUUGUAGCAUAUUUUUAGGCCCAUAGCUGUUAGUUUGUAAAGUAAGACAGAUCCAGGCGUUCCUCACCAAAAAAGGAAGCAUUAUUCCAUUAUUAAUACAAUGGUGCUAACUCCCAAAGCAUCAAACUAGAGACCUUUAAAUAAACCAAUUUGAAGCAUUCUCCACACCGCGAAGGGUGACGAAGAAUAAAAGGAAAAAAUUGAGUGCCAAAGUCAAAAGAAAGGGAAGCUAUUCUAGGAGGGCCUGGGACAUCGAGAAGUUUAACACUUGAAGGGCCAUCCCUCCCCUCAGCACAAGGUUAAGAAAAGUUCAUUUCUUCAGUUCAUCUCUUUUGGUUUUAGACACCCAAAUGGCCAUAAAGCACCCAUCUCAUAUUCAAACUGGGAUGGGAAAAUGGCAUGGGUUUCCCCCAGUUUUGUUCAUUGGUGGAAGAGGUAAGGAGAGGGAGAGGACUUUGGGCAGGAUUUCAGUGUUGUAUCUGUUUUAAGAACUCUUGGAAUGGGUCUCCAUCCCCCUGGUACUCCAAACGACCACCAAUUGAAGUCUUUAUCAGAUCCCUUUGUCAGGGGGAGAAAACCAACCUUAAUUCGUCAGUGCUGGGAAGGAGCAAAGAUGGAAUGUUAAAAUAAAUUGGAUGGCACAAGGGACUGCCCACCCCCUAAGGACUGGGGAGCCUUCAGUUCUGCCAAAUGCGUUGAAGACGGAGGGCACGGGUCACAGGCUGGGGGUGCUUCACAGUUCUGUCUGAUAUCACUGGGAUUAGUUCCCCUACACGGGAUACAUUCUUCAGCCUCUGGUUUUGUUGGCUGAUAAGAAGAAAGGCUAGGACAAUAUUGACUGGAUUGCCCAUCCAUCUUGCUGGCUAACAUUUUUACAAUGUCUUCUGCUUUGGGUUGUGCUAGAAAAAAUUUAAACUUAACCUCGCUAGUCAAUAUAGCAAGUAUUUAUUGAUUUGAGCCUUUAAGAUUGCUCAAAUUUCUUAAAUAACGCCAGAAAUGAGCUAAUAUGUCAAGUGGUCCUUUUUAAGCUAUUUAAGCGAGUAGAAGAAAGAGAAGGGUGUGAUUUCCGAGUAUGCCAUUUUUGCUUUUCAUUCUUUUUAGCAAGCAAUACUAUUUUACUCUUUGAAAAUGUAUAUUUCCAGUUCGAAUGACUAUUUCUCUCCUUUAAUCAUGUAAUAUGUGGAGUUUUUUGCAUCCUACCGCUAACUCCUGCAUUCUUCCUUUGGGGAAUUUUUUCUCCUUCCCUUUUUAUUCCUUGAUAUAUUGUAAUGAAGUAAAAGUUCCAGUCCUCCUCUGGAAACUGAUACUUGUACGGGAGAGUGUCUUAAGUCCGUAAGUUGAGAAUAAUAACAAAUGGUCAUGAAUUUUGGACUUUAUUUCUGAGGAUUUCCAUGAAGCCAUCUAUGCUCCUUCCCAUAGAAUCCAAAGGAGAAUAUAUGCUUAGGCACCAAAACUAGAACUCUGAGUCUUUUUUGUACAUUGACAUUGAGGUUACUUUUUGGAGAAAAAUAUUGCCUGGUCACUUUUUCAAGGGAUAGAUACCAGCCACUAUCUAUAGUCAUCUUCUUGAAAAUAAUCUAAUAGGCAAGGACAAAGAAAUGCCUAAAAUAUCCAGCCUGCACUGUUGAAUGGCCGAUAUAUCCAUUAGGGUGAGGAUUUAGGGACAUUUGAGAUAAUCUAGUCCAACCCUUAAUUUUACAGAUAAGGAUAUUGAUAAAUGACUAAUAAAGAGAUAUGCCCAUAGGAUACCCACCAAAGUGGUGGAGCCAGGACUUGAACUCAGAUCUUCUGAGAUAUAGGGUCAUAGAUUCCAAGUCGAAAGGGACCGUGGAGGUCACUGAUUCCAAUCGCUUCAUCUUUCACAUGAGGAUCAUGCAAGAUCACACAGGUAGUAAGUACCAAAACCAGGAUCUGAACCCAAAUUUUCAGACUCCCCAUCCAGUACUCUUUCUAAGUAUUAUUUAUGCUCCUUCUUUUCACUCCAAAUCCAGCGUUCUUUCCAUUGCAUCAUACUUAGCCUUCUUUGGCCCUUUCACAAAUUUCCUAGUGCCUGGUUUCAAGGGGAGAAAAUGAUGGGGAAUCAUUUUAUGGCUAAAGAAUAUCAGAGCCCAUUGGAAGGGUUUUGGGGGGUUCCUUUUUGUGGAAAUUGUUGAGGAAAGUGAAAAGCCUUAAGAGGAAAAUUGGGGGAAACCCGUUUUGCUAUUACUUUUUGAAGAAACUAGGCUGUCUUGGACUGUUUAGAUCAUACACACACACACACACACACACACAAUUCUAAAGUUGACAGAAAAAGGAAGUCUCUUAAAGUUUGGUCCUUCGGGGUCAUUAAGUUAGGUACAAUGUUUUGCUUAAAGUUAUCUCUUACUUAUGGUUAAUUGCAUGAAUGCCUAAAGCACGGAACCACACUUCUGAGUCAACAUGAGGCAGUAUACUUUGGAUUUGAAAUAUUUGUCUCCUUAGAAUAGACAUCUGUUUAAUGUUUCUAAACAUUAACUUUUGCAACAGAGUGAUUUGUGUCUGCAGUGAUGUGCUAGGAAUCUAGCUUUUAUAAUUUUUUUUCAUCCCAAAUGCCUUUGCUUUUGAAUUUUUUAAGAAAAACUUUCUAUUUAUUAGCUCAGAAGUGGAAUGUCGUGCUGUUUUAUUAGAAGUGUGUGCCAAUAUAUUUUGCAUGGAGUUUCUACACCAACCAAUGUGAAUUAAACAUUGUCACAAAAUAAAAAGAUGAAAAAGGA